CGUCAUGAGAUUUCCAAGAGAGCCGAGCUGAACUCAGAAUCUAUUUACAGAAAUGAUCGAUAACGGUGAACUGGCUACAGCUGAAUAGAUAAAAAUUGAAGCUAAAUUUGCUGCUGUGAUUUUAUAACAUUUGGUUAAACGCAAUCCUUGUGAUAAGGUUGGGCCCAGGGGUUUACGUGAAGAGACAUCUUCUAUAGGAACUUUGUUGACUUUAGUGUAUCUCCUACCCUACAAUUAUCAGUCUGUGUGUGUUAAUUAACGCAAUACAGUUCAAGCUGAAUCUAGGGGUUUUCAUGGUUGAACUGAUGGCUCCUAAGAAGCUUAUUCUGAUUCUGCUGAUAUUUGUUUCAUUUUGUAAAAGUAAAUGCGCCAUUCGUGUUGAAUCUGCUUGCGAGUUGGCUCCUGAUCGUAAAUUCUGUGAGUCCAGUCUCUACGCAAAUUCAGCAUCAUCACAAUCUGGUCCUAAACAGAUGAGUGAAACUGCUAUCAAGAAAAGCAUAGCCGAAGCAACUCGUAUUCGGCAUCUAAUUCCGAACAUAUCCGGCGACUCUCAACAGAGCCGCGCAAUACAAGAUUGCAGCCAACUGUACGAUCUUGCUGUGGACCAUUUGACGGACGGUUUGUCAGAACUGUCUCAAAGCUCUGUAAAAUUGAGGCAAGCAGUGGAUGUUCAGAGUUUCUUGAGUGCAGCCUUGACCUACCAGGUCACCUGCCUGGACGGCCUCAAAGAAGCAAAGGUCAACCUCCGAUCGUAUUCAUUCCCCGAUCGCAUAUCGAACUGCUCGCGCUCUGUAAGUAGUUGUCUUGCUUUGGUAAGAAAGUAUUGGAUCGGCGGCACGGGCUCUGUCAAAGCAUCUGUCAACAAUCGACGCCUGUUAUCUGACACCCGUCGAGUUCGUCGUGUAGACGAUGGUUUCUUGUCUCAGUAUGGAUCGAUGGGCAACGGCUUUCCAUCGUGGCUGUCUCGUGGGGAUAGAAGAUUACUUCUGCAAACUGCAAGAGGAGUCAGUUUAACGGGCAACGUGGUGACGGUGGCGCAGAACGGUAGCGGUAAUUUCACCACAAUUACUGAUGCCAUCAACGCUGCUUCCAACAAAAGCGCAGACAGGUUCGUGAUCUAUGUUACCGGAGGAGUGUACGAGGAAUAUGUAGCGAUUCCCAAAAGCAAGUACAAUAUCAUGCUAAUCGGAGAUGGAAUCAAUGUCACGGUGAUUACCGGGAAUAGAAGCGUUGUGGAUGGAUGGACUACAUUUAAUUCUGCAACACUUUCCACAGUUGGUAAAGGCUUUAUUGCAAGGGACCUGACGAUUGAGAACACGGCAGGGGCAGUGAAGCAUCAGGCGGUUGCUCUACGAGUGGGAGCAGAUCUCUCGGUUUUCUACCACUGCAGUUUCAAGGGAUACCAAGACACUCUCUACACUCAUUCACUUCGCCAAUUCUACAGAGAAUGCGAGAUAUACGGCACAGUGGAUUUCAUCUUCGGCAACUCCGCAGUAGUUUUCCAGGACUGCACUCUUCUUGCACGUAAACCCAUGGACAACCAGCAGAAUCUUUUUACUGCUCAAGGUAGAACAGAUCCAAAUCAAAAUACUGGAAUUUCUAUUCAAAAUUGUAAUGUUACAGCUGAAUCAGAUCUGGUUCCUGUUAUCAGCUCUUUCCCCACAUACCUUGGUAGGCCAUGGAAGGAGUACUCUCGUACUGUUUACAUGCAGUCUUACUUAGACAGUUUAAUCCAACCUGCUGGGUGGUUAGCAUGGUCUGGAGACUUUGCCCUGAGCACGUUAUAUUAUGGUGAAUAUGACAACAACGGACCCGGGGCCGGUACUUCACUGCGAGUUACAUGGGCUGGUUAUAAUGUGAUGAACAGCACUGAUGCUCAAAAUUUCACUGUAACGUCAUUCAUCUCCGGCGACUCAUGGUUACCAGCAACAUCGGUAACUUAUAACGGAGGCUUGUCCUAAGCAUGAAUUUUCCUUUUCAUUCCUCUUGCACUUUAUCCAAGAAUUAAGAAAGAAUCCUUCAAGUACCUUCUAUUUGCCUACAAUCGUCUCUGUAUUCAAGAUAUUUAUUGAUUUCAACAUUCUCC
This is a messenger RNA of Cryptomeria japonica (Japanese cedar), 2086 nucleotides long. RefSeq names its product pectinesterase. The transcript is spliced from 2 exons. Gene Ontology annotation, molecular function: pectinesterase activity; pectinesterase inhibitor activity. Gene Ontology annotation, biological process: cell wall modification. Lineage: Eukaryota; Viridiplantae; Streptophyta; Pinopsida; Cupressales; Cupressaceae. The record is from RefSeq and is a predicted model, not a curated record. Bases 294 to 1961 code for a protein of 555 amino acids.